CAUCUUCUUCCUCCGAAUCCACCAUCUCCCCACCUCCAACCCAUAGAACUCUAUACAACAUGACCACCUCGCUCGACAACCUCAAACAAACUGGCACUGUCGUCGUGUCGGAUUCUGGUGAUUUCGAAACUAUCGAUGUCUACAAGCCGCAGGAUGCAACGACGAACCCCUCCCUCAUCCUCGCUGCUGUGAAUAAGCCUGCGUACUCGCGCAUCGUCAUCACCGCUGUCAAAUAUGCCAAGGACAAGAGCAGCAACCUCGACGAACAGGCCAACCUCGCCGUCGACCGCCUUCUCGUAGAAUUCGGAAAGGAGAUCCUCGCCAUCAUCCCCGGUCGCGUCUCCACCGAGGUUGAUGCCCGCCUCUCGUUCGACAAGGAAGGCACCAAGGCUAAGGCCAAGGAGCUCAUCGCGCUCUACGAGUCGGUCGGGAUCAAGAAGGAGCGCGUCUUGAUCAAGAUCGCGUCCACAUGGGAGGGUAUCCAGGCUGCGCGCGAGCUCGAGCGCGACGACGGGAUUCACUGCAACUUGACCUUGCUCUUUGGCUUCGGUCAGGCUGUUGCGUGCGCUGAGGCAGGCGUCACGCUCAUCUCGCCUUUCGUGGGCCGCAUCCUUGACUGGUACAAGAAGUCGACGGGCAAAAACUACGAGGGUGAUGAGGACCCCGGUGUCCAGUCCGUCAAGCGCAUCUACAACUACUACAAGCAGCACGGCUACAAGACGAUCGUCAUGGGUGCCUCCUUCCGUAACAUCGGUGAGAUCAAGGCGCUCGCGGGUGUCGACUUCCUCACGAUCGCACCCGCACUGCUCGAGGAGCUGAAGAAGUCGAACGCGCCCGUACCGAAGAAGCUGGAUGCGCCGAGCGCGGCUAAGGCCGAGCCGAUCGCGAAGGUGUCGUUCAUCGACAACGAACCCGAGUUCCGCUGGGCGCUCCUCCAGGACCAGAUGGCGUUCGACAAGCUCCACGAGGGCAUCAAGAAGUUCGCCGAGGACGGCGAGACCCUGAAGAAGGUCCUCAAGGAGAAGCUCUCCGCGUAAACAAGCAUUCAUGUCCUUUGCGAAGCGACUUGUCGUUUUGAUUGGAAGUUGAAAGUUUUGCAGUUGCGGUUGCGUGUAUGUGUCGCUGUUGUACGAGAAGAGGGAAAGAAAAGAUGUAGCGAUUGGAAACUGCCGUUGUGGAAUAUAGACGUUUCUGUUUUUCCCUUUUGUUUCGUCCUGGCAUCUUUGAGAGCUUGGGUUACGGAGUACUCGAGUGCCAUGGCCCACUGCACCUCCUCGAGGUCCUUUCC
Heterobasidion irregulare TC 32-1 is the source of this 1288-nucleotide messenger RNA. RefSeq lists its product as uncharacterized. The coding region runs from base 60 to 1037 and encodes 325 amino acids. Lineage: Eukaryota; Fungi; Basidiomycota; Agaricomycetes; Russulales; Bondarzewiaceae. Gene Ontology annotation, cellular component: cytoplasm; intracellular anatomical structure. Gene Ontology annotation, biological process: carbohydrate metabolic process; pentose-phosphate shunt, non-oxidative branch; pentose-phosphate shunt. The transcript is spliced from 6 exons. The record is from RefSeq and is a predicted model, not a curated record. Gene Ontology annotation, molecular function: transaldolase activity.